Molecule: messenger RNA, 829 nt
Organism: Daucus carota subsp. sativus
Lineage: Eukaryota; Viridiplantae; Streptophyta; Magnoliopsida; Apiales; Apiaceae
Exons: 5
Coding region: 90-443 (117 amino acids)
Biological process (GO): protein ubiquitination; ubiquitin-dependent protein catabolic process
Cellular component (GO): nucleus; cullin-RING ubiquitin ligase complex
Molecular function (GO): cullin family protein binding; ubiquitin protein ligase activity; zinc ion binding
Source: RefSeq, a predicted model, not a curated record
UACGUGACAAGCUAAAACACUACCUGUAACUGUCAGUCCUUGGGUAUACGAAGCGAAUAAGUCGCAGCAGCAGCAGAAAGAGUUUAGUAAUGGCAUCCGCCGGAGAAGCAGGUGGCGUUGUGGUGGGACAGCCUUCAUCCUCGUCGUCAUCUUCAAAGAAAGCAGCAGCAUCAAAGCGCUUCGAUAUCAAGAAGUGGAACGCCGUCUCUCUCUGGGCUUGGGAUAUCGUUGUUGAUAACUGUGCUAUCUGCAGGAAUCAUAUCAUGGAUCUCUGCAUUGAAUGCCAAGCUAAUCAGGCUAGUGCAACCAGUGAGGAGUGCACUGUUGCUUGGGGUGUGUGCAAUCACGCUUUCCAUUUCCACUGCAUCAGCAGGUGGCUAAAAACUCGUCAAGUGUGUCCUCUUGAUAAUAGUGAGUGGGAGUUUCAGAAGUAUGGCCACUAGAUCAUUCAGUAGCAGGCUGUGGAUUGCUCCCUCUUUUUUGUCUUCUUUUCUUGAAGUCAUCUAUCACAAGAGCAAAGAGGGGAGACAAGAGAUAUUCCUGGCUCUGCCUCUCUCUUUUAGUAUCCCGUAGCUUUUUAAUAUUUUGAUGUCAGUUCAUUUAGUGUCAACAGUAAAUUGUAGCAAAAUGGGCAGUUUCAAAGACUAAGUUUUACAGGGUAUAAUAAUUUCAACUAGUGGUGAUCUGAACCAAGUCAUCAAACUCUUUGUCGAUCUUUAGUUUACCCCUGUAUCACAGUUACAGUAUUGAUGUUUCUGUGAUGUUACAAGUUUCCACAGGGAUGAUCUUGUGUUUUUAGAUAGCAUUGUUAAAGAAGUGUUUUUGGGUA